Messenger RNA from Paramacrobiotus metropolitanus, 1599 nucleotides. RefSeq lists its product as uncharacterized. Bases 349 to 1146 code for a protein of 265 amino acids. The transcript is spliced from 3 exons. The record is from RefSeq and is a predicted model, not a curated record. NCBI's taxonomy places the organism in Eukaryota, Metazoa, Tardigrada, Eutardigrada, Parachela, Macrobiotidae.
UGUUAACCUGCCGCAGCCUAUAGAAAACAGUCGGAUAAAAUGAUCAUACAAAGUUACAAGUAAUGGUAAGACAAAGCCAUUAUCGCGUUUCCGGUUUUCUCAUUGCAGGAAAUGACUAUUAUACUCGUACCCUACCAGCAGAAAGAAAAUCGUUCGUGUUUUUCGGUGAUGACACAUCGUCCUUAUCUUAUUUCCCGAGCGAAACUGGCUUACCGUUGAUUUAAUUGCGGAAUAUACUCAUAAUGAAUGGCAGCUAUGUUGGACUGUUGCUGUACUGUAUUCAGCAAAACGUUAUCUCAACUUCGCUAUUGAUAUACAGCCUCACAUGUUCCAACCGAGCUGUGAGCAAUGAACGGUAAACUUGCUGGACACUUAGAAUGUGGAAUCUGUUUGGAACUCGCCGUUAAAGCCGUUGAAUCGACGUGCUGUCAUAAAAUCUUCUGCUCCCAGUGCGUCUUACGCCUCCGAGACGACCGAUGUCCCAAUUGCCGCGAGGACGACUUUGAUUCGGUGGAUUCACAUCUCGCGCGGCGAAUAAUUAACGACUUCCCGGCCCAUUGUCACUUUUGCCAAGCGGCGGUAACGCGAGGAAACGUGGACGACCAUAUGGCGAUGUGUGAUGAUCGGAUGACCCAGUGUACUGCGCCGGGUUUUAAAUAUACCGGCAAUCCAAAAGGAUUUAUUGAUCACAUUGCCGGUUCCCAUAGCGAUCAACUUCUAAAGAACGCAGUGGCACUUUUCAUGCGCAGUCCUGUGGAAGGGGAAGAUGGAGACCGCAUCCGGAUUCGGGACAAUCCCGAUGGGAACGUGGCACGACAGGGGGCUAGCGGCAAGUACUACUGCGGAAAGGCGCUUAACGGGAACUGCCGCUGCUGUGACGGGUUCUGUGGACCAGAUAACGGUUGCAAUUGCCAAGCAUGCAUGAAGCUGGACAUUGCUGCGCGGUGCCUGCCAAAGGGUUAUCUGGUCAACAAGGAAGGUGCCACGUGCAGAAAAGGCACCACCGGCUUGUACUACUGCGGUCGGCGUGUUCUGGUCGGAAAGGACGACUGUGAUGGUCACUGCGGGCCGACCAACGGUCCGAACUGCAGUGCAUGCAAAAUGCUUGAUGUCCAGGCUGAUGACCGGUAUGCUAGCUGUCUGUAGUGGGUUGGCGGCAUCCACGUAGCACGACUUUGGUCGACAGUACUCGACACGGAUUUUUACAUACGGUAUUCGAAAUUUCGAACCGUUCUGACUUCCGAUGGUUCUUUACGGUACAACGCGGAACUGGUUUUCACUCGUAGGUUUCUCUUUGCGAAUAAUUCCUGUGAGUCAACGACUGCGUUUUGUUGGUUCAAAUGUUAUUGCUGUAAUUUGAAUGAAGAAGCGCCACUGUAAUCUUAUCGCUGCUACAUAUAAUUGAUGGGUAUAUGUUCUGCAGCCUAGUCAGUACCACUGUACCACAACUCCAACCUUCAAGAUAUAUCUGAUAUGAUCGCAUCAUGACAUGCGAUACAAUUUGCAAAUAAUCCAGUACGAUGUUUUUCAUCUCAGUAUUUUCGGUUGGGUUGUAUGUAAAUAUGUGCUGCAGACAUUUUCCGUCUCGAUGCAACAUUA